Messenger RNA from Cylicocyclus nassatus, 2326 nucleotides. The record is from the annotation of a GenBank genome assembly. Lineage: Eukaryota; Metazoa; Nematoda; Chromadorea; Rhabditida; Strongylidae.
CGCUGCUUGUCCGGUCGUGCGCGGUCCCCAUGUGGCUAGCUAUAAUCUUUCUGUACUUCGCUGUAUGGAGAGCAGAAGCAGGUCGUGUAACCGUUUCGAAGACAGGUCAUAUAGCCAAACUAGACGAGCUAUGUGCUCGAAUGCACAACAACACAGCUCUAGAGGGAGUAGAUCCCGUAGAUAUGCUUCAGGCGAACGCUGUAGAAUGUCAAAGGAGUUGCGUCGAUAUGUACCCAUUUUGUACUGCAGUGGUAUACUACUACUUGCAUGAUGAAGCUCAAAAGCACAAUUGCUACCUCUUCGAGCACAAUUCACUUCAUGAAAAGGCAAAACUCGUAAAGCAAAAUCCCGAACACGAAGAUGAUGUGGUGCGCAUGUUAGAACUUGCACCAAACUGUCACAAAUUUGAUAGUUUUCCACCAUUGGAAGAGGAUGAGCUGGUGACGUCAACAGAUAAAGUAGACCGUAAGAAACGACAGAAUGCCAACGAUACCGUGGUUCUAGGCGUCGGUGAUUGGACGGAUUGGUCAAGCUGUACAAAAAACGGAUUCGAGAGCCGCUCUCAAGCUUGCGAAUACGGUAGAAAAAUACAACGUCGUGGUUGUCCUGCACGGCAACCGCUUCAACAUUUCUCGCCUGUGCCCGAACCAACUUUGACACAUCCUCAACCGUUUUCUCGUCCUGACCAGUAUAGGAUGGAUUCUCGGUUGCAGUUGAAUGAAGAUUCUCGGAUGCAUGCGGGUCCCGAGCCUCCACAGGUGGAGCGGCACCCGUAUUCUCGAAAUGAGUCACCUCGAGCACAAUCACAACCAUUUUCACGACCUGGAGCGGAGCGAAAUGAACCAAACAUAAAUCACCUGAAUCAGUCGCCUUAUGACGAAUAUGCUAGGCGUUAUUUAGAGAGGCUAGCUCAACAACGCAUACCUCAACGACAUGCUGCUUUACCCUUUGCUCAGCCGUGCGCACAAGGUAUCUGUCCAUCCCCCGAAUCUGUUCAACCUCCGCAGCCCACACCGCCUCUGCAGCUCCCCACUCCUCCUGCUCAAUCUGGACUGCGAGAGUUCAUUCGUCCGCAGGUAGAAGUGCGAGAACCACCACGAUAUCGGCCAGCACCGCCUCCACCUCCUGCUUGUCACGGCGAGGGAUGCUUGCCUCGUUCAUCUCCAGCUCAACCUUCAGGUGUUUGGUACGAUUGGUCUGAUUGGUCUGCUUGUUCAUGCACUUGCGGAGAAGGCAUGAAGCAAAGGCGAAGGGAAUGUAUGGGCAACAAUUGUCAGGGACCUGAUUAUGACACUGCUCCUUGCGACAUGGGACCAUGUGAGACAUGGUCGGAAUGGUGCGAAUGGUCGACAUGCAGCGGAAGUUGCGGACGAGGAGAACGACAACGUACGAGAUUUUGCCUUCUGGGCACCCAACGUUGUGAGGGAAAAGAUUUUGAGAUGGAAACAUGCGAUGCUGGACCAUGUCCCGAAUGGGCCAAUUGGGAAGAGUGGGGUAGAUGCUCAGCAAGCUGUGGAUCUGGAGUCGCACGAAGACAGAGAACAUGCUUAGGGGGAGACCAACAGGGUUCAUGUCCAGGUCCAAGCACUGAAGAACGCCCGUGUGAGGAGUUGCCGUGCUCAACUUGGUCACCAUGGCAGGACUGGGGUUCAUGCACUGUAUCAUGCGGACAUGGUAUCAAGCGUAGACAACGAGUAUGUCAGUACGGUACAGACUGUCCUGGACCUGCUGAGGAAACAGAGCCAUGCUUCAGUCACGCCUGUGCCACUUGGACACAAUGGACUGACUGGUCCGAUUGUACUUCGCAGUGUGGUCCGGGACAGCGCUCGCGGAAGCGGUCUUGUCGUUCAUUUGAUGGUGCCGAGAGUAAAGACUGCCCAGGAGCACCAGUUGAGACAACUUUGUGUGAAGGAACAACGUGUUGUCGUUGGUCGGAUUGGUGUGCUUGGUCCAGCUGUGAUCGAGAGUGUGGUAUCGGUCACACUGUUCGUACAAGGGCUUGUGUUAAUGGAGAUGGAAUGAUCGACGCCGCCUGCCAUUGUGAGGGUCCGGACCGCGAACAAAAGGAGUGCAAUACACAACCCUGCGCUUUGCAGUGUUCUUGGACGCAGUGGUGUGCUUGGAGCGGGUGUAGUACAGCAAACCAGUGUGAGAUCGGAAUCCAAAGCAGAUCGCGGCAAUGCGUGGGCGAGCCCGGUUGUCACUGUCUGGGCCUCGCCGAAGAGAAUCAACAGUGUAGAGGACAAAUUCCAUGCUCAACAAAUGCACCGCCAUGUUAAUCUAAGGCUUUUGAGCUUUACUAUAGCAUGCUAGAGUAUAAUUUGUA